GGUGGUGACUAGUGGGCCUUGACGUUGAAGUAAUCCACUGUUGAUACUCCUCAUUGGCUGGAUACUUUGUCGUUGGUCUGCUGCGAAGUUAGUGUAACGUCGCGCACUUCUCCACUGUAUAUUCACUCCGUGUGGACGAAAGCAGUUACUGGAAAUGUGUUGUUGACACGGGAAAAGACCAACCACUGACACACACAAGGGAAUACACUCGUAACUCGCCUCAGUAUGUCACGUUCAUUUUCUCAAAGAACUCACAAUUGCGCACUCGUAAUUCCUCAACACGAGGCAGACGAAGUUGACUUUAUCUUGUGAUCAGCGCGGCCGAGGCCCAAUGGGACUGACUCCGGGGUGAAAGGAAGACGAAGUCACAGCCUUGUUCUCGCAAGAAGGGAGGAGGAGGAUUCACAGCAAGGCUCCCCGAGCGGCUGCUCACACAGCGCGCAGCCUCCGGACGCGCUCCACGUCUCCGCCGCGCGCCUCGCCAGUUCAGAAGAUGGAGAGCAGGACGAACGGCAGGACGCGCGCCACCGGCGGCCCGACCGACGCCAGGGAGGCCGUGUACGGCGACAUGAAGCCGCGCGACGAGGCGCAGACUCUCACCUGCGCCUCCUCCUCCGUGCGCAAUUUUGGCCACGCCGGCACACUGGCCCACGGCCUGCACUCGAGCGUCGACGGCGCGCGUUUCAGGGACGGCGGCGGCGUGCUCGAGGGCUCGCUCGCCCCGAAGCACGCGUACGACCGCGGCGGCGAGUAUCUGGAGUGUGACGGCGGCCACUGGGAGGACUUCGUGAAAGCGCAGAGGGCGGACGUGGCCGCGUCCGAGAGUUUGCCGUGCGCGGCGAGCCUCUCCUCCGCAGCCGCAGCGUGCAAGUUCAUCAAGGACGAAGAGGAGCCCUCCGGCAUCAUGGACACCCCGUGUCCCAACUUCGAUCCAUCGCCGCUGAUGUCUCCUCUGGACACCUGCCGCGACCCCUACAGGAAGCAGCAGCUGGGGCUCGGCGGCGGCGAGCCGAUGGGCUUCGCGCCGGCUCCGAACUUCCUGGUGGACCUGAACCAGCCGGAGCAGCUCCCGGCGCUGGACUCCCGGUGUGGCGCGUCCGGCAAGGCUGUCAUCAACUUCGACUCGAACGCGCACGCAGCCACGCAACAGACGGUGUACAAGAACGAGGUCGCCCGGUGGCAGAUGCAGACGUCCCCGGCCGAGCCUCCGCACUGGUGCCAGCCCACGGGCGCGACCGAGGACCCGUUCGCGCACAGCGGCUACGAAGGGAUCCAGAGCCAGGCCCUGUCCCUGAGGAACCCUUCACCCUUCUCUGCAUUCCCCGGUAUGCCACCACAGAGGCUGUGUGUGAUCUGUAGUGACGAGGCAUCGGGUUGCCACUAUGGAGUCUUGACCUGUGGGAGCUGUAAAGUCUUUUUUAAAAGAGCAGUUGAAGGCCAUCACAGCUAUCUGUGUGCCGGGCGAAACGACUGCAUUGUGGACAAGAUCCGGAGGAAAAAUUGCCCGGCAUGUCGCCUCAGAAAGUGCUAUCAAGCGGGGAUGAUGCUCGGAGGCAGGAAGCUGAAGCGUCUCGGGGCCUUUAAAGCCUUCGGUAUGCCCCCAACCCUGAUGUUCCAGUCCCACCUGGCCAUGUCCAGUGACAGUCAGGCCCUGACCUCCAUGUCUUGCAUAUCUGGCAUCCGCGAGGUGUCCCUCAGCCAGCAGAUCAUCAAUAUCCUGGAAAACAUCGAACCGGAGGUCAUGUACUCCGGCCACGACAACUCCCAGUCCGACGUUCCCAAUCUCCUGCUCACCAGUCUCAACAGGCUGUGCGAGAAACAACUGCUGUGGAUCGUCAAGUGGUCAAAGUCUUUGCCAGGAUUUCGUAAUCUUCACAUCACCGAUCAGAUGACCCUCAUCCAGUACUCGUGGAUGAACCUCAUGGUGUUCGCACUCGGGUGGCGCUCCUUUCAGAAUGUCACCAGUGAAUAUCUAUACUUCGCACCCGACCUGGUUCUUAGUCAGGAGCAAAUGAGGAGAACGCCUAUUUACGACCUCUGCCUGGCGAUGCAGUUCAUCCCCCAGGAGUUUGCAAAUCUUCAGGUUACCCGCGAGGAGUAUCUCUGCAUGAAAGCCAUAAUACUUCUCAACACAGUGCCUCUGGAGGGCCUCAAAAGUCAGGGAGCAUUCGAGGAGAUGAGACAGAACUACGUCCGGGAGCUGACCAAGGCGAUCCACAUGAGGGACAAGAGCAUGGUGGUCAGCUCGCAGCGGUUCUACCACCUCACCAGGCUGAUGGACAUGAUGCACGAUAUAGUGAAGAAGGUCAACCUGUUCUGUCUGAGCACCUUCAUCCAGGCCGACGCCAUGAAAGUGGAGUUUCCAGAGAUGAUGACCGAGGUCAUUGCCUCCCAGCUUCCCAAGGUCCUGGCAGGCAUGGUGAGGCCCCUCUUAUUCCACAGCAAGUGACGCUGCCGGCACAGACACAGGCGCAACUCUGUGGAGACAUCUCGCGACGGGAUCGUUCACGCCACAAUUGCAAAUGUAGUCGGUCAUCUGUAAUAUGCCAAACUGCCUGUAAUGCUCUGUAUGAUGUGAACGAGAGUGAUCCUGUUGCUUGAAAAUGUUUUAAAUCCAGAACUAUCUUGAAUAUUAUAAAUUCAGAGGCAUAAAUCAAUGAAGUUCCUCUGUAUAACUGCUUUAGCCACACUUUCCUAUUCUACACUCGCAUUGUACAGAUGGUACGUCCUAGCUGAUAUGCAGUAGAUUAUCUAGAGAUAGCAAUAUUUUUGUACUACAGCAUAAAUAUUUUGUGAUUCUCACCAAAGUGACAUUCUAAAUAAAUGAGGAUUGCACUAGAGAUUGCCAAAACUAAUCACAUUAUUAGUGCAAAUCUCCGCCAACACUGCCUAGUGCCCUAAAUGUGCUUUUUUCCUUCUUUCUUUUUUUUUUAAGAAUAGAAGAGAUUUAUUUAAUGUUCAAUCGGCAUCAAAAUACACACAAUGACAGAGGAUGCGCGUGACAGAUUUAUUUCAAGUGAGUGCAGUAGUUCAUGCAACAUUCAGAUUUGUAUAUCAACUUAUCACAUUUGUCCCAUUAAAAGUUAGUUAAUGCAUUUUUCGACGUCUCUAUCAAACACACGCGACGGCUGGGACCAAAAAUACAACUGCUUUGACAAAGCUAAUAAAACUGCGCAAUAAAACACAUUUUAAUAUGGAUAGCAGGGCACAUAUAUAAUACUUGUCAGUCUAAUCCUACUUUUUUUUUUAAACGUAAAAAAACAUGACUUUGUUUAAAAGUAGGAACACAGAGAGACCCUCCAACACUUAAUAUAUUGAAGAGGUCUUUCUCUUCUUCCCACUAACUUUGACAAAUAAUUUGGACCAACGGGUCUAAUAAACCACGCUAUUUAUUAAUAGACAUGGUCGUGCACUGUCAAGACAAGGAAACAAGCUUGUAAUAUAAAAAUAAUGCCAAAUGAUUACAUGUUGAGGAAAUGGAUGUCAUUUCCGUCAUAUACCCCUCUACAUUCAGGCUGUAAGGGAGUAUUAUUCCAGCAUCAUUGUUCAAGGUCACUUCACAUUCUUAAAGAUGUAAAUGGAAAAGAACAUCAUGAUCUUGGCAAGUGCGAAAUCUCAAAUUCCUUCCCUGAAUACAUUUUUUUGGACUCCAGAGAACGUCUAUUUUUGGAGUAAUUUUUCAGUUUCUAAUAACUGAAGAACGAGUGAUUAAUUAUCAUUAUCUUUGAAACUUUCAAAGGUGAGCAUUAUCACUUUUGGAAUUUAUUAUUGACCUAGUUUGGAAAUGUUUUGACAGUAACAGAAAAUGUAAUAUUAAAUGGCAUCUUUGAACAUAAUACCAUCUAAUGUCUGUUUAGUUGUCAUAACUAGUACACCAGUGUACCAGUGAGUACAGUACCACAACAAGCCUUAGAGGUGAAGGUUCCACCCCAUGAACAUAGCAUUCGUGACGUAACACAUUUUUACAUAAGGCAUAUAUUUGGUGUGAUAAUUUAUGGUAAUAAAAAAGUUACAUGAAGUAAAUAUUUUUGAUUAGCAACUACAGGGGGACGUAUGAAAAUGAAUGUACAGUACAGUACUGUGUAGCUAGCCAGAAAGUGCACUGCAGCAGUGAGCAGGUUCAGUGGUUGAACAACGGUCGCAGGCCAUAAACAUGGAAGUUAAGGUGCAAACCCAUCAUGCCUUUUACUAAUAGAUUAGAUUAGUAUCCUUUACUCCUUUAAAAAAUAAUCACAGUUUGUUCAAUUACAGUCAAUACAAAAAUGUUUAUGAAACAGAUUUCCACUUGCUGAAAUUGUUGUGCUGAUAUCAUGGAAAGUUAAAAGCUGACCUAUUUCUGAGAAUAAAACUUGUGUAAAUGCA
Molecule: messenger RNA, 4362 nt
Organism: Scophthalmus maximus (turbot)
Lineage: Eukaryota; Metazoa; Chordata; Actinopteri; Pleuronectiformes; Scophthalmidae
Gene: pgr
Product: progesterone receptor
Exons: 8
Coding region: 494-2449 (651 amino acids)
Biological process (GO): regulation of DNA-templated transcription
Molecular function (GO): sequence-specific DNA binding; zinc ion binding; DNA-binding transcription factor activity
Source: RefSeq, a predicted model, not a curated record